UGCUCAUUUAUUUUAUUGAUAGUGUGAGGGCGCUUCAUGCGUUGAACGGAUUUAGCAAAAUGGCGGAGUAUCUUGCGUCGAUUUUUGGAACAGAAAAAGACAAGGUGAAUUGCUCUUUUUACUUUAAAAUUGGAGCAUGUCGUCAUGGAGAGAGAUGCUCGCGUCUGCACAACAAACCCACUUUCAGUCAGACUGUGCUGCUGCAAAACUUAUAUCUCAAUCCACAGAAUGCUGCCCUUACAGCAGAUGGAUCCCACAUCAUGGUUGAUGAUGUGGAAGCCCAACAGGAGUUUGAUGAUUUUUUUGAGGAGGUAUUUACCGAGUUGGAAGACAAGUAUGGUGAGAUUGAAGAGAUGAAUGUUUGCGACAACCUUGGUGAUCAUCUUGUGGGCAAUGUGUAUGUCAAGUUCCAUCGUGAGGAAGAUGCUGAUAAAGCUGUUGCUGACUUGAACAAUCGCUGGUUCAAUGGGCGACCAGUGAACGCAGAACUUUCUCCUGUCACUGACUUUAGAGAAGCAUGUUGUCGUCAGUAUGAAAUGGGGGAAUGUACAAGAGGUGGGUUCUGCAACUUCAUGCAUCUGAAGCCAAUUUCACGAGAAUUACGACGAGAAUUGUAUGGCCGUCGCAAGAAGUCACGGAGAUCCAGGUCUCGUUCGCGCAGUAAAAGUCGAAGCAGAGAACGUGGUGCUGAACGUGGUGCUGAACGUGGAGAGCGGGGCGACCGCGGUGGCGGCGGCGGCGGUGGUGGUGGUGGCGGUGGCGGCGGCGGCGGCGGCGGCGGCGACCGUGCACGACAUAGGUCACGCUCUCGCAGCAGGGAGAAGCGAAGAUCACGUUCUCGAGAUCGCCAUGGACGCUACUAAUUUUUCCUCCCCAUCAUGUCAUAUUUUUUUUGUCAGUUGUGGGAAAUGGCAACAGCCCUAAUGUUAGUUUGUUGUCAGACUACUUCCAACUUUUUUACUUCAGGAUUCAAUAGAUUUUAACUUCUGAAUAUUAAAAAAAAAACAGGGUUGAGUCUCCCUUAAGUGUGUUCUGCAGUUGGGACAUCUAUUCACUUAAGUGUGAGGCAGCAUUCAGAGCAUUUAAAUAAAAUUCAGAUAUACUGUUUGUAGUGGUGUAAGUAGAAAUUAAGGGGCUAGGCCAAGAUCUUUGUUUUGUGUCCAUUCUUAUUUCCUCCGCGUGAAACCUAUUCAGGUAGGGAAGUUUUGUAAACCCACAAGUGCUGUUUGAUCAUCAAGUUUCUAAAGAUUUGUUCACUCAUCUUCAGUUAUUUUUAUGGGAAUAAAUGUUGUGAAAGCAGAGAUUUUCUGUUCGCGCAAUUUUAAGUUGA
Pomacea canaliculata is the source of this 1330-nucleotide messenger RNA. Its product is annotated as splicing factor U2AF 35 kDa subunit-like. Bases 60 to 863 code for a protein of 267 amino acids. Gene Ontology annotation, cellular component: spliceosomal complex; U2AF complex. The transcript is spliced from 8 exons. Lineage: Eukaryota; Metazoa; Mollusca; Gastropoda; Architaenioglossa; Ampullariidae. Gene Ontology annotation, biological process: mRNA splicing, via spliceosome. The record is from RefSeq and is a predicted model, not a curated record. Gene Ontology annotation, molecular function: metal ion binding; pre-mRNA 3'-splice site binding.